Molecule: messenger RNA, 702 nt
Organism: Fonsecaea multimorphosa CBS 102226
Lineage: Eukaryota; Fungi; Ascomycota; Eurotiomycetes; Chaetothyriales; Herpotrichiellaceae
Exons: 4
Coding region: 1-702 (233 amino acids)
Source: RefSeq, a predicted model, not a curated record
AUGUCGACUACGCUCAAACCAAUCAAACUUUACACCUCUAGCCGUGGGCCAAACCCGUGGAAGGUCGCAUUCAUCUUCGAAGAGCUCGGGCUCCCCGUGGAGUAUGAGCCUGUCGAAUAUAGCAAGGUGAAGGAGGAACCCUACAUCAGCGUUAACCCGAAUGGCCGUGUUCCUGCCAUCCAUGAUCCAAACACAGGUUUCACGAUCUGGGAGUCCGGCGCAUGUACCCAGUAUCUGAUCGAAGAAUACGACAAAGAUCACAAAAUUUCAUACGGAACAAAGCCUGAGAAAUAUCUGACUGACCAAUGGCUUUUCUUUCAAGUUUCAGGACAAGGCCCAUACUUUGGUCAAAUGGCCUGGUUCAAAUUUUACCACUUUGAAGAGCUGCCAAGUGCGAUCGAGAGAUAUCAAAAGGAGAUCCAGCGAGUCGUUUUGGUCAUCGACCUGCACUUGACAAGGACUGGAAUGCCGUAUCUUGUUGGCGACAAGUGUACUUACGCGGAUUUGAGCUUCGUAACCUGGGCUGAGGUUGCGGAGUUGCUGGAGGUGGACCUUUAUGAAGGUGGGAAGAACCAAAAGUACAAAGCUUGGAUGGAGAACCUCAAAGAGCGAGAAGCUGUCAAGAAGAUCCUGGAACUGUACAGAACACCGCAGGGUGCUGUUAGAACACCGGCCAAGUGGGUGGGAAAUUCUGAGGAAUGA